Messenger RNA from Neurospora tetrasperma FGSC 2508, 2088 nucleotides. RefSeq lists its product as uncharacterized. Gene Ontology annotation, biological process: positive regulation of transcription by RNA polymerase II. Gene Ontology annotation, molecular function: transcription cis-regulatory region binding; zinc ion binding; DNA-binding transcription factor activity, RNA polymerase II-specific. Gene Ontology annotation, cellular component: nucleus. The transcript has 3 exons. NCBI's taxonomy places the organism in Eukaryota, Fungi, Ascomycota, Sordariomycetes, Sordariales, Sordariaceae. The coding region runs from base 1 to 2088 and encodes 695 amino acids. The record is from RefSeq and is a predicted model, not a curated record.
AUGUCUUCGGCCAUGAGCUUUGCUCAGACUGGCCAGCUUUCACCCAUCAGCAAUGGCAUGGACGCGUCCUAUCAUGGCACGGAUCUUUCAGGCAAUUCUUGUUGCUCUUCCUCCUCCGCUUCUGCCUCUGCCUCGCCUGAAUUGACCCAGUCGGCGGCUUCUCUCUCUUCUAUGGAGAAUUGGGAAAUGGCACUCGACAGUCACCAUGGCAGUUCUGGCCAUGGCCACGGCCACCAUUAUGAGUUGUCGUGGGACCCGGACUCGGACGACAACAUGCUGCCGUUGCCAAAAAUGGAGCCAUUGGACGAUGACGACUUUUGCAUGGACCAUAUCAAAGAAGCUCCUGCAAAUGCACUUCCAAACAGCGACGGUUCGAUGCUAGAUCAGCCAAAGGCGAAGCGGCCCCGAGGUCGGCCCCGCAAGCAUCCAAUUGCGCCUCCUGUCCUUGCGAACAAGAUCACAAAGGGCCGAUCCAAGACAGGCUGCCUCACUUGUCGGAAGCGCAAGAAGAAGUGUGACGAGGCAAAGCCACGGUGCAUGAACUGUGAAAAGAAUGCCGUGGUUUGUGAAGGUUACCCCGAGAAACAGAUCUGGAAGAGUGGCAGAGAGAGGGCCGAGGAGGAACGCCUCAAGUCCCACAGUUUGCCGUCCAUUACCAUGCAGCCACUGUUCCACGGGCUCGAGACGGUCGAAGAUAGGAUCUUCUGGAAGCAUUAUAACGAGCAUCUCAGCACGGUGUUGACCGUUGAGGGAGAACACAAGAAUGCCUUCAAGGACAUGAUGGUGCCAAUUGCAGUCAAGCAUCAAGGCCUCAUGCACUCCAUCCUUUCGUUGGCCAGCAAACAUAUCGACUAUGAUACACCUUACGGUCUCAAUAUCCUCAAGAACAACCGAUCGACAUCUGCCCACAAGCUCCACGAACGGUCUCUGUAUCAUCACGAUCAAGCCAGGCAAAAGUUCUAUGAGGACGUGGAAGUCAGCGAUGCAAUGAACCCUCAAGACAAACUCCGCGUGUCUGCCCGUUACGGCCAGAUGCUUUGCUUCCUCCUCGAGGCAUUGGCUGAGGGCAACCCGCGUGGUGAGCACCGGCUCCAUCUUUCGGCAUACAAGAGUCUCAUUUCAAGCUCGCCGCCAGAGGACUCGGCUUUUUUCUCGUUCAUCGCCGAGUUUUUCCAGUACCAUAUCUUUGCUGAUGAGUUGAUUCAUUCCGUUUCAACUCUUCACCACCGUGCGAUUCCCAACGAUGCCAACUACACACCAGCUAUCUAUCCCCCCCGGCUCAUUGGUGUUGCCGAUGGACUCUUGGAGUACCUUCCUCAAAUUACCAUGAUUCGAAACACCAUUCGGCACAAUAUUGUCACUCAAGUCGAUCCAGUGGUUGACUAUGUCAGCCUCUAUCGGGCGGCUGAGAUCGAUGCAGCUAUCAAGGACUGGACCCCUCACUGGCCUCAAGGAGACCAUCGUGACCGAGUAGGACUCCUGUACAAGCACAUGAUGUGGAUCUACCUUGUUCGGACCGUCUACCCGCCGUCUCCUUCGGCUCCUUUGCCUCCAACAAAGUCAUCGGAUCUCCGGUUGUCUCCCCUGUCCAAUGCCAACCAUAGUCGAUCCGCUGUGCCUGGUGUUACUACGCCGCCUAUGUCGGCAUCACCAAGCUGCACUUCGUCGCCCAAGUUGGAGGGUUCAGAUUAUGGAAUGGGCUCCGUCCCUCUCCUUAGCACCACUUCAUCUUUGCGAGCCGAGUCGCCGCCACCAUCUCGCAAGCCACUCCAGCACGACCCACGGGUUACCGUGGCUGUUGAGGAGUCUUUAGGCAUCAUGAAAUCUUUCAAGCCUAGCGACCCAUGCCAAACCCUGCUCCUCCUCCCAUGCUUUAUCAUCGGUACGGCAUGCUUCACGCCUACCCACCGGGAUCGGGUUCGGGCUGCUGUAAAAACUGUCAAGGGAUACACUGGUCUUAGAAACGCUGACCGCGCCUUGGAAGUUCUGGAGCAUGUGUGGCAGCUUAUGGAGAGUGGUGAUUGGGCCGCAGUAUGGGACUGGCCUCGUAUUGCUCAGGGGUUGGGUCUGGAUUUCAUUCCUGCUUAA